AUGCUGACAAGAUUUUUAUUGCUGGUAAUAUUUUCUAUCUAUCUAUCUAUCUAUCUAUCUAUCUAUCUAUCUAUCUAUCUAUCUAAUGAACAUUCUUUCACCCUCUCUUUUCUCUCAUCUCGCUCGCUACACAUAGUCCUACCUUUCCCUCUCACAUUCCCAGUUCCUUUCUUUCUCUUUUUCUUCCGCAGCUUUACGGACAAUUUCAUUUUUAUUUCUAUUGCUCGUAAUACUUUCUAUCUAUCUAUCUAUCUAUCUAUCUAUCUAUCUAUCUAUCUAUCUAUCUCAAUAUAUAUUGCUAGCUAUCUCAAUAUAUAUUGGUUUGGUUUGGUUUGUUUUACGGUAUAUCAACACCUCAAUGGGUUAUUUAAUGCUGACAAAAUUUUUAUUGCUGGUAAUAUUUUCUAUCUAUCUAUCUAUCUAUCUAUCUAUCUAUCUAUCUAUCUAUCUCCCAUAGUUAAGUCCAAUUUCGUGCAGCUUUCUUUGUACAGUUCGAACACUGACGUCAAGUUCACACUUCUUUACUUUCUUCGCUGUCACCUUUUCUCCAGAUGA
Messenger RNA from Acanthosepion pharaonis, 555 nucleotides. NCBI's taxonomy places the organism in Eukaryota, Metazoa, Mollusca, Cephalopoda, Sepiida, Sepiidae. The record is from the annotation of a GenBank genome assembly.